Molecule: messenger RNA, 558 nt
Organism: Heterotrigona itama
Lineage: Eukaryota; Metazoa; Arthropoda; Insecta; Hymenoptera; Apidae
Source: the annotation of a GenBank genome assembly
AUGGACGUCGGAUCUCUUUUAGCAUCGAAUUCGUGCGUGGGAAGACUUUAUUUCGGUACGUCCCCUACGUUUGCCCGCGAAAUAAGCUUAAACGGCCAGACUAACAUGACGCACGCAUCUGGAGUAACAGUGGCCGAUGUUUGUAAAACAACAUACGAAGAGAUUAAAAAAGACAAAAAGCAUCGAUAUGUAAUCUUUUACAUUAAGGACGAAAAACAAAUUGAUGUUGAAGUCAUCGGACCUCGCGACGCAGCUUAUGACGCUUUCCUUGAAGAUUUGCAGAAAGGUGGUAGUGGAGAAUGUCGCUAUGGCCUUUUUGAUUUUGAAUACACUCAUCAGUGUCAGGGUACUUCCGAGGCUUCCAAGAAACAAAAAUUAUUCUUGAUGUCGUGGUGUCCUGACACAGCUAAAGUUAAGAAGAAGAUGUUGUACUCUAGUUCUUUCGAUGCUUUGAAAAAAUCCUUAGUUGGUGUGCAAAAAUACAUACAGGCAACAGACCUUUCAGAGGCUUCUGAAGAAGCUGUUGAAGAAAAGCUCCGAGCCACUGACAGGAAUUAG